Messenger RNA from Spinacia oleracea (spinach), 822 nucleotides. RefSeq lists its product as uncharacterized. Gene Ontology annotation, molecular function: nucleic acid binding; RNA-DNA hybrid ribonuclease activity; zinc ion binding. The transcript has 3 exons. Lineage: Eukaryota; Viridiplantae; Streptophyta; Magnoliopsida; Caryophyllales; Amaranthaceae. Bases 1 to 822 code for a protein of 273 amino acids. The record is from RefSeq and is a predicted model, not a curated record.
AUGUGCCUCGCAGCAGAUGCCAAAAGAGUAACACUGACAAUAGACUCCAAGCUAGUAGCAAGUCAAUUCAGCGGAGAGUACGAGGCCAAAGAACCUUCAAUGGUAAAAUACCUGGAAAAGUUGAGGUCAGUGUCGGCUCAGCUAGAGAAAUUCAGCAUUAAUCUGGUACCCCGGGAAGAAAAUACGCUGGCAGAUGCGCUAUCAAAGUUAGCAAGUUCGAAUAUCGCCGACUUGAAAAGAAAAGUCAUGAUGGAAGUCAUGAAUAAGCGAAGUACGGAGUCGGAAGAACUACGGGUCAUGGCCAUCACAACUACUUCAGAAUGGUACGAUAGUAUCCAAACAUACAUACAGACUGGAGCCCUACCAGCAGAUUUGGCAGAGGCCAAAAAGACAAAAAGGGACGCGGUUUGGUACAUCAUCCUGUGGGGACGGCUGUACAAAAAGUCAUUUAGCCUGCCAUUCUUAAGGUGCCAGACAGCAUUCGAGUCAGCAAGUGAUAUGGUUGAUAUUGCAGCUAAUGUAGAGAGAGUGGUACUGCUCCGAGAAGCGAAGAAUGUUGGGUAUAAAAGGAGGAAUGAAAACCAGAGUCAAGGAGGAGCAAAGAAGCCUAACCAAGGCUAUCAGGGAAACCAAAGGAGGAACGAUGUUGGAAACAAAGGACAAGGUUAUCGUGGAAACCAGAAUAAUAGGGCGCAAGAAUGUGCCAAAUGUGGGAGAAGAGGCCACAUCGAGAGUGAAUGCCGUGUAGGAUCAAACACAUGUUUUCGAUGUGGGAGCCAUGAUCAUUACAUCAGAGAUUGUCCGAAGCAGAACCAUUUAUAA